This is a messenger RNA of Melozone crissalis (California towhee), 1744 nucleotides long. It is a transcript of the gene CCT7, whose product is annotated as chaperonin containing TCP1 subunit 7. Gene Ontology annotation, cellular component: chaperonin-containing T-complex. Gene Ontology annotation, molecular function: ATP binding; ATP-dependent protein folding chaperone; ATP hydrolysis activity. The transcript is spliced from 12 exons. Gene Ontology annotation, biological process: protein folding. Lineage: Eukaryota; Metazoa; Chordata; Aves; Passeriformes; Passerellidae. Bases 95 to 1735 code for a protein of 546 amino acids. The record is from RefSeq and is a predicted model, not a curated record.
CUGCCACAUUGUGAUCCCUCCCCCGGCCCGCCCCCGGGAAGGUUCUGGGCGUGCGCGGUGCAUUGUGGGGGGCCGGGAGCGAGCAGCCGCCGAGAUGAUGCCAACACCGGUUAUCCUGCUGAAGGAGGGCACGGACACCUCGCAGGGCAUCCCGCAGCUGGUCAGCAACAUCAACGCCUGCCAGGUGAUCGCCGAGGCCGUGCGCACCACGCUGGGCCCGCGCGGCAUGGACAAGCUCAUCGUGGAUGACAGGGGCAAAGCCACCAUCUCCAAUGACGGGGCCACCAUCCUAAAGCUGCUGGACGUUGUGCACCCGGCCGCCAAGACCUUGGUGGACAUUGCCAAGUCCCAGGAUGCCGAGGUGGGUGAUGGCACCACGUCUGUGACCCUGCUGGCAGCUGAGUUCCUGAAGCAGGUGAAGCCCUACGUGGAGGAGGGGCUCCAUCCCCAGAUCAUCAUCCGCGCCUUCCGCACGGCCACGCAGCUGGCUGUGAACAAGAUCAAAGACAUUGCUGUCUCUGUGAAGAAGGAGGAUAAAGAUGAGCAGAGGAGUCUCCUGGAAAAGUGUGCAGCCACAGCCCUGAGCUCCAAGCUCAUCUCCCAGAGCAAGGAGUUUUUCUCCAAGAUGGUUGUAGAUGCUGUGAUGAUGUUGGAUGACUUGUUGCAGCUCAAGAUGAUUGGGAUAAAGAAGGUGCAGGGAGGAGCUCUGGAAGACUCACAGCUGGUGGCUGGAGUUGCCUUUAAGAAAACCUUCUCCUACGCUGGCUUUGAGAUGCAGCCCAAGAAGUACCAGUCCCCCAAAAUCGCCCUGCUCAACGUGGAGCUGGAGCUCAAGGCUGAGAAGGACAACGCCGAGGUCAGAGUCAACACUGUGGAGGACUACCAGGCCAUCGUGGAUGCAGAGUGGAACAUCCUGUAUGACAAACUGGACAAAAUCCACAAGUCAGGAGCCAAGGUGGUGCUGUCCAAGCUGCCCAUUGGGGACGUGGCCACGCAGUACUUCGCAGACAGGGACAUGUUCUGUGCCGGCCGUGUCCCCGAGGAGGACCUCAAGAGGACCAUGAUGGCCUGUGGGGGAUCCAUCCAGACCAGUGUCAAUGCCCUGUCGGAUGAUGUGCUGGGCCGCUGUGAGCUCUUUGAGGAGACCCAGAUUGGGGGAGAGAGGUACAACUUUUUCACGGGCUGCCCCAAGGCCAAGACGUGCACCAUCAUCCUGCGCGGGGGCGCCGAGCAGUUCAUGGAGGAGACCGAGCGCUCCCUGCACGACGCCAUCAUGAUCGUCAGGAGGGCCAUCAAGAACGACUCGGUGGUGGCGGGCGGCGGCGCCAUCGAGAUGGAGCUCUCCAAGUUCCUGCGGGAUUACUCGCGCACCAUCCCGGGCAAGCAGCAGCUGCUGAUCGGCGCCUACGCCAAGGCCCUGGAGAUCAUCCCCCGGCAGCUGUGCGACAACGCCGGCUUCGACGCCACCAACAUCCUCAACAAGCUGCGCGCCAAGCACGCCCAGGGCGGGAUGUGGUACGGCGUGGACGUGACCAACGAGGACAUCGCUGACAAUUUCCAGGCGUGCGUGUGGGAGCCGGCCGUGGUGCGCAUCAACGCUCUGACGGCCGCCUCGGAGGCCGCGUGCCUCAUCGUGUCCGUGGACGAGACCAUCCGCAACCCGCGCUCCAGCGUGGAGCCUGCCGGGGCUGCCGGGGCCCGCGGCCGCGCCCGUGCCCGGCCCCACAACCACUGAGAGCUCCUG